AUGGUUUUCUUUACCAAGCGUCUCAGAUGCUUUGGCUGCGGACAACGUCCCUCUCAGACAAUUCGUGGCCCUAUUCGCAAAUUCCACUGUGACCAUUGCGGCACCGAAAACUACCUAGACGAGAAUGGCGACAUCACCGACCCGCCAGUCGAUGAGACAAACCCUGAUGUCUACGGCCCCAGUGGCUCCCCUCCUCCCUUCGAGUCUGUUGACUUCAAAGAAUCCGAUUUGUUUUGCUCCAAAUGCUUGCGCAAUCAACACCUCUUAGCAAUCUCCCUGGCAGAAUACCUCCCGCCCUCUGAUGAUCCUAACAGUGCGGAAUACGAGGAUAAGUUUGCUCAAUACCGAAGUGAAAUGGAAGACCGAUACCCACAAGUUUGCGAUGCCUGCGAGCCUCGCGCGAGGCAGAGAAUUAAACAGGCUGGCUACGAUGCGAAGGCAGAUUAUCUUGGACGUAUGAUGGACCAGAGCAGAGCAAGCAAAGUUGCACGACGCGCGCGAAACCGCAGCUGGCAGAGCUUGUUGGUGUAUAUCGGCGCCCUCAGUUACUGGGUCAGCGUCUUCGGUCAGUUUGCUUGGAAUGCGGUCAGCGCUUUGACCGUCCCAUCAUCACAAUAUCUUGAUACCUCAUUUUCGUCAUGCGCCGGCCAAACUCUGGAGAUGCGCCGCAUCCCAAGUGAAUGCGCCUUUGAUCUUGCUCCCUAUGCAGGCAUGGCUCUUGUUGCAGGUUUUCUCUCGCUGUGGUGGAAUCCGAAAUUGCGCAUGAAAGUGGAUGGAAAAUUUGGUCGAUUCGCUCGUCUCGGCGAGUACUACCAAAUUCAGCUUAUUACCUUGGUAUCACGAUGCGUAUUCUGGGCUUUGCUCAAUGAUCCAUCUUCCAGUGGACUCGACCCAAGCUUACCCCCGGCCCUGCAUAUGUUUAUGAUCAUCUUCACUGUUCUUUCUGUUGUGAUAUCUCGUCGUGUUGUCCAGUACGAUACUCGCCCUCUUGUGAAUUGGUCAGAUCAUUCUUGGGAAACAGCACCAAUCCGAACCACUGGAGGAAGUAAAGAAGCAUCGCCAAUAUCUGACAAUGCUCUUCCAGCAAGCAAUAACGGAAUUCGUCAACGUUUCCCUAUUGAAAAGUUGGGUACCCCCGGACCUGCCACAAAGAGUCCACAUGCGGCUCUCUCCAUCCCUCCAUCUCCAUCCGAUGAGAUGGACUGGACACCUUCCGCUCCCUCUCAAACACUCAAACCGACAGUUAGUGUGUACCAACGUGAUCAAAAAUCCGUUCUUGAUGGUCCUCUACCGUUUUACGGUAGUAUUCCAGCAGUAUCCAGACCACCAGCAUGGAAUUUACGUGCGAAAUUAACGGCUAAGCCAAUUGAACGUGUUGUCGAACCAAACCCGUUCCACAAAGCCCCAACUCAUCCGGUCAGCUCUUGGCAAAAGAAAGGACCUAGUCCGGAGCCAGUGUUUAAGGCUCCCAAGUUCUUCCCGAGUAGUGACUACGCUGCUUCCACUGGAUUGGAAGAUAUGUUCAACAAAGCUCUGGGCAUGAAUUCGACCAAUGCGAAUAAGGAAGAGGCCGAGUCAAGACGCCACAAUAAGGCCCAUGCGACCUCUGUUCACAGGCAUCUCCAAUUGCAGUAUCUCCGCAUUGUCCUGCUAUUUUGCUCUAUCGCCGCUUGGUACAUUUCACAAAGCCAUCUAUUGUCGAUCUCCGGCAAUUACAUUGAAGCUUGCGCUUUAGGCAGUGCAAGUCUGAUUGCAGGAUUUGCUCUUCUAGAUGUCAUGAAGAGCCCUUUAGCUGAUUGGAACGGUAUGGAGAUAUUGAUCUACAUAACCGAGAUUGCACUAGCGAUACAUUUUGGUGCGCACCUUCCUCGGGACUCUUUCGAGCGCGAUUACUUUGACCGCUAUGGCAAACUUCUUCUCAUGUUCAUGUUGCUGCAAGAGAUACUGGGUCUUUUAUCAUUCUAUCGGGCUAUGGUGCCCUCUGUCAAGCCAGAUCAGGCGAAUCAGCCGCCGCAGAACCAUCCGGUUCCCUCACAGCUCGGAUCGCCACAGAACAAUUCAAUCCAUUCCUGGCUCAGUUCCCCGCAGCAGCGUUCGCCAUCACCUCCUCGCAGUGCCAUCCACUCGCCGAGUGAUUAUCCUGCUGUUCCAGACCAUUUUGAAUAUCAGUCACAUACCCCGCCACCUCUGUCUUUUGGAAGCACUGCUGGAAGCUCCAGCUUCUCAUCUACGUUGCCUAGCACAUCGGGAUAUGGCGGUGGUUUGUCGCAGAGCUUCAACUCAUACCCCAAAAACCAAAGUCAGAAUUCCCACAGUUUCACCAUGCAGUCUCUCAAAGAGAACUACCCAUAUUCGGACUAUGAGCAGGAGUCGGAUUCUGAGACUGUCGCAACUUCGACUACAGUUCACACGGACGUGACCUCUCACAAUAUCCGCUACGCGCUGAACCCAACCCCUAAAUACGCUUACUCAGUGUCUCCCCGGCGCAAUGGGCUGGACGAUGGUAUCUUCGGAUUAAGCCUAGGAGACCAUCAAACCCCUCGUCGCGUUACCCGCAGCCAGACGCAACGUCUCGGAGGACAGAGACUUUCCUCUCGCGCUGGUUGGUGA
Penicillium taxi is the source of this 2610-nucleotide messenger RNA. RefSeq lists its product as uncharacterized. The record is from RefSeq and is a predicted model, not a curated record. Gene Ontology annotation, biological process: nuclear inner membrane organization. Gene Ontology annotation, cellular component: chromosome, centromeric core domain; nuclear inner membrane; mitotic spindle pole body. The coding region runs from base 1 to 2610 and encodes 869 amino acids. NCBI's taxonomy places the organism in Eukaryota, Fungi, Ascomycota, Eurotiomycetes, Eurotiales, Aspergillaceae. The transcript has 3 exons.